Molecule: messenger RNA, 468 nt
Organism: Oldenlandia corymbosa var. corymbosa
Lineage: Eukaryota; Viridiplantae; Streptophyta; Magnoliopsida; Gentianales; Rubiaceae
Source: the annotation of a GenBank genome assembly
AUGUAUCGGAGGGUCAAAGGCGGAGGAUCGAAGGCGGUUGGGUUUGUGUUGGCGGCUGAUCAGAAACGGGUUGAUGAAGCCCUUGAUAAGCAUCUCGAACGAUCCUCUCCGUCCACUUCGGCAACUACCACCACCACUGCCACCGUUGCCAGGCUCUCAACGGGAAGGAUAAUCACCGGUCGUCGAUGUUUAAGUCCAAAUGACAAUCAGCAUUUCAAGGAUGCUAAAGCCCCUAAUAUGGAGGAAUCAGAAACAGACAGUGAGUCAAAUGCGAGUGGCUCUGAUGGGGAGGACACUUCAUGGAUUUCGUGGUUUUGCAACCUUCACAGCAAUGAGUUUUUCUGUGAAGUUGACGAUGAUUAUAUUCAAGAAGAUUUUAACCUUUGUGGUUUAAGCAGACAAGUUCCUUAUUAUGACUAUGCGCAUGAUUUGAUUCUAGAUAUUGAGUCAUCGCAUGGAGUUAGUUGA